AUGUAAUUUGAAAAUUAAGGCAGCGAAAAAAAAUUGAAAACUAAUAAUAGUUUAAAUGUUAGCUAGAAAAGCCUUUCAUCUAAAAAUUUAUAAAAUAAUUUAGGAUUCUAUAAUAUUGAGAAUCAAAAUUAGAAAUUGAUUGUAAAUUAAACUUUUAAAAUAGGGAUCCUACUUGAUUAAUUCAAAAGGAUAAGAAGUUAUAAUGCCAUAAUUUAAAAAGCUAGAGGAAUUUGAAGAUUUAAGACCUAAAGCUAUUAAGAAAAUAUUAUAAGAUCCUUUUGAAUUGAGAAUGGUUUUAUUAAAAAAUGAAUUAGAAGAUGAUUAUCCUUAAGAAUAAACAAAUUCAAUAAUUCAUAAACAUUCUAAUAUAAGUGAAUCAACAUUUAUGCAUUAACUAUUAAUUUAAGAAUAAUUAAAAGAAGUCACUUGCUAAUUUUAAAAUGAUUAUUUUGUUCAAUUUUUAGAGAAACCAAAAAAAGAUGAUUAUAAAAAAAGAGCUGAAAUUUUAGCUAAAGUUUACAUGAAAAAUAAUUUAUAACAAGAAAGACACAAAGUAGAAGAGGAAUUGAAAAUUGUAUAAGUAUAAUUUUAGCUGUAUAUAAGUAAUUUACAGAAGAAAAUGAUGAACAAGAUCGUUCAAUGAAUCUAAUUAUACAUAAAAAUCUCACUGGAUUUUAUUAGAGGUAGGAGAGCAUUGAGUAAGAUAAUAAUGAAUAAACUUAAGAAAUUAUUUAAAGAAUUGAUUAGUUAUAUUUUUAAUUAUGUUAAUCAAUUGAAUAAAAGAUAUAUGAGUUAUAUUAAAAUGAUUAAAUUGAUUAAUGUAUAAUAUGGAAAGAAAGAAAAGAUAAUUUAGAAACUGACAUUUAAAAUGUUAAAGAUAAUGGAUAAUUGUUGUAAAUUAUUGAAUUAUUUAAACUUCAUUAUCAGCUAUGA
Paramecium sonneborni is the source of this 933-nucleotide messenger RNA. The record is from the annotation of a GenBank genome assembly. NCBI's taxonomy places the organism in Eukaryota, Ciliophora, Oligohymenophorea, Peniculida, Parameciidae.